This is a messenger RNA of Hevea brasiliensis (rubber tree), 1325 nucleotides long. Its product is annotated as expansin-A1. The record is from RefSeq and is a predicted model, not a curated record. Gene Ontology annotation, biological process: plant-type cell wall organization. The transcript has 4 exons. The coding region runs from base 16 to 921 and encodes 301 amino acids. Gene Ontology annotation, cellular component: extracellular region. NCBI's taxonomy places the organism in Eukaryota, Viridiplantae, Streptophyta, Magnoliopsida, Malpighiales, Euphorbiaceae.
ACAGCUCAGUACAAUAUGCACCGUCAGUUGCUUUGUAUGACUACGUUUCCCAAGGGAACACUUUUGCUCCCUUUAAGCAUCUAUAUAUUGCCCACAUCACCUACUCCCUCUUCAUUUCCUUGCACACAAACCCUUUCUCCUUUUUCACUCACAAAGAUUUGGCUUUCCAGGAAAAUGGCAUUCGCUGGGCUUCUUUUGCUGGGAUUUCUUUCUUUAACUUCAUUCGUUUCUGGUGAUGACGGGGGCUGGGUUGAUGCUCAUGCUACCUUCUAUGGAGGUGGUGAUGCCUCUGGUACAAUGGGUGGGGCUUGUGGGUAUGGAAACCUAUACAGCCAAGGUUAUGGGAAAGACACAGCAGCUUUGAGCACAGCCUUGUUCAACAAUGGCUUGAGCUGUGGAGCCUGUUUUGAAAUAAAAUGUAAGGAUGACCCAAAAUGGUGUCUGCCAGGCUCAAUUGUGGUCACAGCCACCAAUUUCUGCCCACCGAACAACGCCCUCCCUAACAAUGCUGGAGGCUGGUGCAACCCUCCCCAGAAUCAUUUUGAUCUCUCUCAGCCUGUCUUCCAGCGAAUUGCUCGGUUUAGAGCAGGGAUUGUGCCUGUAUCUUAUAGAAGGGUACCAUGCGGAAGGAAAGGAGGAAUCAGAUUCACAAUCAAUGGGCACUCAUACUUCAACCUAGUCCUAAUAACCAACGUUGGAGGUGCUGGUGAUGUUCAUGCAGUUUCAAUAAAAGGGUCAAGAACUGGAUGGCUACCCAUGUCAAGAAACUGGGGUCAAAACUGGCAAAGCAACGCAUUCCUCAACGGACAAUGCCUCUCGUUUAAGGUGACAACUAGUGAUGGCCGCGUUGUAGUCGCUAACGAUGUUGCACCUGCUGGGUGGUCCUUCGGCCAGACCUUCACAGGCCAACAGUUCGCUUAAUUACAUCUGAAAAACCAGACCAACCAAUUGCUGCAUAACUCAGCAAAUCAUACAUGGGGAAGGGUGUUAGUUUUGAUGUCAGAAAAUUUGACAGGGCUUAGUUUACAAUGUGGUCCUUGUCAAUUGUCGUUUCUAGAUUUCAUUGUGAUGUAGGUUUAGUUCUGUUCUGCCAUCUUUGAAAAGGCAGGUAGACAGGAAAUUUAGCAGUGGUGGACAUUUACCACCCGCAAUUUCAUUUUCUUUUUAGUUUCUUUGGUUAUUUGUGGAAAGCAAAUUUGGUCGCUCAUGCAGCCACUAUAACCAGCCUUUUGCUGGUUGCUGGAUGUCCUACAAUGGUGUUGUGACUUCUCCAUCUAUUAGUACUACUAUUAAUAAAACGCGUGCGUACAAUUGGCGCUGUACAA